UUUAAGCAUCGAUCAACCAGCAAGGAUUUCUUGUAGUUUUGGCCUCUUCGGUAACUCAGCCAUUUCUCCGCUCGAAAACUUCGAAGCGAGGAAAUCUUCGAAGUCCAAUGGAUUCAAAGCUAUAGCAGACACCGCUCCAGCACCUCCUGCAAUAGUUAACUUCUUCACCAAAUCCCUUUACCUCGGCAUUUUCUCUCUUCUUCUCUUCCCUUUCACUCUCGCCCUGUCCAGAUAUUCUGAUCACAUGUCGUCGAUUCAGUUCCUUCCGCCGGCGAACUACACGGUCGCGGUGGAGCUAGGGUUUCGUGAUUCUCGUAGCAAGAGAUGCUGGAGUGCCGGCGCGGGAUUUUCGAAGAGGUGGUGUCCGCGCAUGCGGUCGAUUCGGGCCGAGACAGCGGCGGAGACGUUCGGGAGCCGGAAAGGGGAGAGCUUGGGACCUAAUGGCGAGUGCGAUUGCGACAUUCCGGGGAGAAGUGCUCCUGCCCUUUCAAAUGUGGGGAACUCAACAAAUAUUGCAUGGCAUGAAUGUCCUAUCGGAAAACUAGAAAGGCAAAUUUUACUCAAUCAGAAAGGAUGUGUGAUAUGGAUCACAGGUCUCAGUGGCUCAGGCAAAAGCACACUGGCUUGUGCCCUUAGUCGAGAACUAUAUGCCCUUGGAUAUCUUUCUUAUGUGCUUGAUGGUGACAACAUUAGACAUGGUUUAAACAAAGAUCUUUGUUUUAAAGCUGAGGAUCGCGCUGAAAAUAUACGCAGAAUUGGUGAGGUAGCAAAACUCUUUGCUGAUGCUGGUGUCAUAUGCAUAGCUAGUCUAAUAUCUCCCUAUAGAAGAGACCGGGAUGCAUGUCGUGCUAUGCUGCCUGAGUCCAUUUUUAUUGAGGUUUACAUGGAUAUAUCAUUGGAGGUUUGUGAAUCAAGAGAUGCAAAGGGCUUGUAUAAGCUCGCACGAGAAGGAAAGAUAAAAGGUUUUACUGGUGUUGAUGAUACUUAUGAGCCACCUUUGAAUUGUGAGAUAGUUAUCGCACCAACAGAUGGAGAGUGUCCUCCUCCAGGCACCAUGGCCAAGCAAGUGAUUUCAUACCUUCAUGAGAACGGAUUUCUGAAGGCUUAAAUCUUUGGGUUCGUGUGUCCACAUCUCGUUGACACUGAUGAACUAACCCUCUUAUCACUUAAUAAUGAAAAAGAAAAAAGAAAACAACAAACAUCUUUGGCUCUGCACAGUAGUCCUUUCUUUCACGAAAAAUUAUUAUGUGCAGACGUCGAACGCCCUCCGGAGAACAAUCAGAAUGCGCCCUUCAUUCUUUGCUCGGUAUGCAGCUUGAUAUGCUGGCGUGAUUGCACCUAAUUCACCUCCGGACGUAGAGCUGCAUCCGUCGUCCACACAGAAUAAUUUCUCUUCUUUCACCAACUGCUGUAGGUAUAAUUUGUGUAUAAUUAUUAGGAUAUUGCAGAAUAAAAUGUUUUUUUUUUUUUUAAUUUAAGAUUAGAUCAAUCUUUGUAUGCAAUUCAAUGUAUACCAGUUAGUUGCUGCAUAAGAAUUUUUUUGUAUUAUCUAUUGGAAUAAAAGAUGGUAGAAUCAUCUGUGAUGUGUAAUCAUAUGAGGGGUUUUUAUUUGUAAAAUUUCUGACAUUUGGAAUAAAGGAUUGGUUUGGCAAUCAUUUUUCUUC
This is a messenger RNA of Dendrobium catenatum, 1664 nucleotides long. RefSeq names its product adenylyl-sulfate kinase 3. The transcript has 7 exons. Lineage: Eukaryota; Viridiplantae; Streptophyta; Magnoliopsida; Asparagales; Orchidaceae. The coding region runs from base 245 to 1108 and encodes 287 amino acids. Gene Ontology annotation, molecular function: ATP binding; adenylylsulfate kinase activity. The record is from RefSeq and is a predicted model, not a curated record. Gene Ontology annotation, biological process: sulfate assimilation.